This is a messenger RNA of Adineta ricciae, 234 nucleotides long. NCBI's taxonomy places the organism in Eukaryota, Metazoa, Rotifera, Eurotatoria, Adinetida, Adinetidae. The record is from the annotation of a GenBank genome assembly.
AUGAUGAUCAAAGUGAAAACAUUAACUGGCAAAGAAAUCGAAGUUGAUAUCGACGGUACUGAUAAAAUCGAGCGUAUCAAAGAACGCGUCGAAGAAAAGGAAGGAAUUCCCCCAUCACAGCAACGUCUCAUCUUCGGCGGCAAACAAAUGACAGAUGACAAAACAGUUAAUGAAUACAAUGUCAAUCCUGGCAGUGUACUUCAUCUAGUCUUAGCGUUACGUGGUGGAUGGUAA